Molecule: messenger RNA, 1055 nt
Organism: Adineta steineri
Lineage: Eukaryota; Metazoa; Rotifera; Eurotatoria; Adinetida; Adinetidae
Source: the annotation of a GenBank genome assembly
AUGUCGGAUAUUCGUAAUUUUUUCAAAAAAGUUCCAUCAACAAAUAAAAAACGUCCGCGAGAUCAAGAUGAAGAUGUAGUUGAACUACCAAAAGUUGAACCAAAACCGAUUGUAAAUAAAAAAUCUAGUGAAAAAGUUGUACCAACUGUAACUAAACCUAUUCCUGAAACAAGUCCAGCGAAGAAAAUGAAAUUAAAAGAAGCUGAUCCAUUCGAAAAGAAAAAACCUGAUGAGAAAGUUGUACCAACUGUAACUAAACCUGUUCCUGAAGCAAGUCCACCGAAAAAAAUGAAAUUAAAAGAAGUUGAUCCAUUCGAAAAGAAGAAACGUGUGGAAAGUUAUAAAUCAUUUAUAAAUAGAGGUGGACCUGAUGCACCUGGUUCGAAAACAAUACCAGAUGGAGAAAAAAAUUGUCUAAAAGAUUUAGCAUUUGUUAUAUCAGGUGUACUGGAAUCAUUAGAACGUGAUGAAUGUAAAAAAUUAAUAGAAAAAUAUGGUGGUCGAGUAACAACAGCAAUUAGUGGAAAGACAAAUUAUCUUCUUACUGGUCGUGAUGUUAGUGAAGGAAAAAUUACUAAAGCAAAAGAAAUAAAAAUUAAGAUUAUUUCCGAAGAUGAUCUUCUUGAAAUGAUACGAACACGUCCAGGCGAUGAAGAAUCAUCUUCAGUGAAGUCAAAACGAAAUUCAAAGCCGACUAUAGAUCCAGAUCAAGCAUCAGAAUCGACUUCAAAAAAAUUAAAACGAGACUCUUCAACUGCAAGCAGGACAACAGAGUCUUCUUCGACAAAAUUAAAACGAAAUUCUUCGUUAAAUGGAAAGAAGACAACAGAUUCAAAUCCUACGUCCAUUUCGAAAGUAUCCGUUGAUGAAUCAUCUUUAUUAUGGGUAGAUAAAUAUAAACCUGAAACAAUAAAACAACUCGUUGGACAACAAGGUGACAAAUCUUGUGUACAAAAAUUAAUUGUCUGGUUACGUGAUUGGUAUAAACAUCAUGGCGAUAGUAAUGAGAAAAUUAAAGCAAAACCAUCAUUUGGUUUUAAUCGUAAUGAAAAUCC